This is a messenger RNA of Cherax quadricarinatus, 928 nucleotides long. NCBI's taxonomy places the organism in Eukaryota, Metazoa, Arthropoda, Malacostraca, Decapoda, Parastacidae. The record is from RefSeq and is a predicted model, not a curated record.
AUGACUGAGCUCUCUGAUAAAGUCCUCUGGAUCGGUGGUCGAGCUGGUCUUGACUCUGGGUACGACUGGAUUGACGGAUCUCCCUUCGACUUCGAGAACUGGAGAAAGGGGCAACCAAGCAACGUGAUGGAUAUGGAACACUGCAUUGGGCUUUACACCCACAAUCAAGGGUUCUGGAACGACCAACACUGUUCUCACAAAGAGGGUCGUGUGUGUAAGAAGCAACAUGGUGUUACUCUCCCUCCUGCACAAACCACCCCGCUGCCUGCUGGUCACUGCUCUCCUGGAUGGCUCCAAGUAGGUAGCAAGUGCAUGAAAGUGUUUACAGAGAUGUUGAACAUCACUGAUGCCAGAACAGCUUGUCGAGAGGAGAGUGCUGGCGCAGAACUGGCCAGCAUCCAUUCAGCUGCUGAACAAGCCUACGUGACAGCUAUUUUGAAGACAGUGACGGUGAACGUGUGGAUUGGAAUGUUUAAUAUCCGAGGCUUCCGUUGGAUGGACCAUACAGCAGUUACCUUUACAAACUGGGCCUCGGGAGAGCCAGACGGACACAUGUAUUGGGGUGAGAACUGCGUCAAGAUGCUGGUACAUACUCAAACUGGCCGGUGGAGUGAUGAUGUCUGCGACGCCGAGAAUGGAUACUUAUGUCAGAAACCAAUAGGUAAGUGUUGCGUUCCAUCAAUACCACCACAUUUAUCUUUGUAAAAAUACAGGGUCUUCAUCAAGAGACUCAUCGCAGAAUCAAACGCAAUGUUUUCAGCUUUCACAGAGACCCACAUAGAGGACCAUUUUGACAACGAAAUAUGGAUGCCGGGUUAUAACCUAUUUAAAUGCGACAGAUCAGACAGGCAACAAAGGGGAGAAAGGGUUGGCCUAUACGUCACAGAGUCUCUCAUUUGCACAGAAAUACUAAACACCUCAAAUGAUG